AUGGACUCGACACACCGCCGGGUCGAGCUGCAGUCGGCGGCGGACUUGACCUACCUGAUGGCCAACGCCAAGCGCGCCGCGCGCGCAAAGAUUGACUUGCACUUGCCGCCGUCGGCGGCGCCAGAGGGCGGCGAGGACGUGCUGAGAAGGCGGGUGGAGGAAUUGGUAGACGAGUACAUCAAAAACGUAUUCGCUAGCGCAAGGCAUGGCAUCAGCGUCAACGGCGUGGCGGCUGGCGAGGUGGAGGAGGAGGUCACAGAAGAAUUCGAGCCCAUCGAUACCCGUCUCGUGGACAAGAUCCGCGCGCUCGAGGCGCAGAAGGAAUCGCUCACCGAGAAAGUCGCGGACCUGCGCCGCGAGGCACCCAAGAAGGCGGCCGGCGCGUACGAAGCCGCAUACUUGAUGGAGGCGCAGAAGGCGGCGCGUCUGGCCCGCGAAAGGGAAGAGGCUGCGGUUCGCGCCGCAGCGGAUGAGACGAGACUAGAUGCCGGCGACAUGCGUCGGUGGGACGACGUGCGGCAGAUGUGGGAGAGGGGCACCCAGAGCCUCGUGGACCUGAAGGAUGCGCUGCCAGAGACGGCGGCGCGAUUGAAGCGGGCGGAGACGGUGGCGCAGCACCUGGAGGGCAAGUCAUGA
Lasiodiplodia theobromae is the source of this 636-nucleotide messenger RNA. Its product is annotated as Kinetochore protein Mis14. The record is from RefSeq and is a predicted model, not a curated record. Gene Ontology annotation, biological process: mitotic sister chromatid segregation. Lineage: Eukaryota; Fungi; Ascomycota; Dothideomycetes; Botryosphaeriales; Botryosphaeriaceae. Gene Ontology annotation, cellular component: MIS12/MIND type complex; kinetochore. The transcript is spliced from 2 exons. The coding region runs from base 1 to 636 and encodes 211 amino acids.